AUGGCAAAGAAGAGAAAGGCUGGGAGAGCAACCGGCAAUCCUGUCGUGACCCGGAACGACGACCUUGAAGACCACUUCAACGACUCUGAGGAUGAGUUCUUCGCCGGCCGCGACAAAAUCCUGCUCGAUGAGGAGCCUACUGCAAAACGACGACGCAGACUGCAGGAGCAGGAAAUCGAUCUGCAAUCCUCUGACGAGGAAGUUUUCCAGAACCUGGAUCCUCUAUCGAAUGAUGAUGAUGACGAGUCUGAUGAAGAUCUUGAUCUCGACCCUCGUGAUGUGGAAGAUGCUGCACCGGUCGAGGAAGAGGACGAGGACGAGACAGCGGAUAGGUUCUGGGGUGCUUCCAGAGGAGAUUAUUACAAUACAGACGUCAUAGAAACCGAGGCAGACGCCCUGGAAGAAGAGGCCGAGGCCAGGAGACUACAACAAAAACAACUGAAGUCCAUGACCGACGCGGACUUUGGCUUUGAUGAAUCAGCCUGGAUUGAUGUUGCCACGCAGGCAAGCAACAGUCGAAGGCGACCGGCUGUGGAGAAACUACCUGAAGUCCAGGUCCCUGAGAACGCCUCCAAAGAGGAGCGUCUGCAGAUGCUGAAGUCUCGAUACCCCGAGUUCGAGCCGUUGACAAGUGACUUCCUCGAGCUGCAGAACACCUACACAUCUCUGAAGGAGAAGGUGCAGACCAUCGGCAAUUCCAUACCUACCGUCACUUUGACCAAGUUCCUUGCUCUCUCCGCUUAUAUGGGCUCCGUUGCGAUGUAUUUAGCAGUCUUGACCUCGCCCCAAUCGGGUAUCGCUCUGAAUCCGGUGGAACUGCAUGAUCAUCCAGUCAUGGCCGCCAUUUUACGGAGUCGCCAAUUGUGGCUCGACGCGCAGGAUCUAAAAGAAAAAGCGGUGCAGCAUCAGAUCGAGCAAAAACAAGGACAGGAAUCAUUGACACUGCCUAUUGCAAUACAGCCCAAGUCUACAACCAAGGACAAUAAGGUCAAGGUGAAGGGCGCAUCUCCUUCACCGAGUUCAAACCCUGUCAAUUGUACCACCACAAUCCAAAAACCCAAGAAACCCAGCAAAGUGAAACGAAACGACCUGCAAACUCUGCUCGCUGCUUCACUGCACAAGUCCACUGCCGAGGAAGAGCCCAAUUUCGGAGACGAAGCACCACUGACGAAAGCCGAGGCCGAAGAGAAAGCAAGAAAGAAAAAGAGUCUUCGAUUCUACACCUCUCAGAUUGCGCAAAAGUCAAACAAACGCGGUGUGGCGUCUCGACAUGCUGGAGGAGACGACGACAUCCCACACAAAGAACGCUUCCGAGACCGGCAGGAUCGCCUCAUGAGGGAAGCCGAGCAGCGAGGGCAGUCUGGCACGAAUGAUCUGGAAGUUGUUGACACAGAUGACGAGGACCUCGUGGGAGUCCGGCAGAAUCAUGCCGAAUCGAACAAAUACUACGACUCGCUAGUGGCGAACUCUAAACAGAAAAGGCUAGACAAGCAGAACAAGGCAGACGCAUAUGCCGAGGCGUCCAAGUCAGGCGGGCAGGUCUAUGAAGAAGAGCAGAUCGACAUUGACGGUAAACGCAAGAUCACAUAUGCUAUUGAGAAGAACAAGGGCCUGGCACCGAAGAGGAAGAAGGAUGUCAGGAACCCCAGAGUCAAAAAGCGCAAGAAGUACGAUGAGAAGAUGAAGAAGUUGAGCUCCAUCCGCCAGGUCUACAAGGGCGGCGAGGGCCGCGGCGGCUAUGGUGGCGAGGCCACUGGUAUCAAGACUAAUCUGGUCAAGAGCACUAAGCUGUGA
Messenger RNA from Exophiala aquamarina CBS 119918, 1794 nucleotides. RefSeq lists its product as uncharacterized. The record is from RefSeq and is a predicted model, not a curated record. Gene Ontology annotation, cellular component: small-subunit processome; nucleolus. The coding region runs from base 1 to 1794 and encodes 597 amino acids. Lineage: Eukaryota; Fungi; Ascomycota; Eurotiomycetes; Chaetothyriales; Herpotrichiellaceae. The transcript has a single exon. Gene Ontology annotation, biological process: maturation of SSU-rRNA from tricistronic rRNA transcript (SSU-rRNA, 5.8S rRNA, LSU-rRNA).